AUGGCAGACGCACCACACGCGCUACACGCCUCGUCGACGACAACGACGGGGGUACACGCCGGCGAGCCCUUUGGCGACGAAGAGAGCCUGACGCCGCUGGAGCAGGAGGUUCUGGACGAGUAUGCGCGGUUGCUGGCGAACAUGAACUCGAUGGCCGCCCUCCUCGCGUCGCUCAGCGAGCAGCCCAGCGCGGCGAUUCUAGAUGGCCUGAGGGGGCUGGAGCGGAAGACGAGUCUGGUGUUUACGCUGCUCAAGGCUAGCGUGUAUAGCAUUGUGCUCAAUCAGCAGAUUCAGGAUGGGGGACAGCAGCAACAGGAGGAUGGUGCGCGGGAGGGGGGGAGUGAGGGGUGGGAAUAG
Molecule: messenger RNA, 357 nt
Organism: Ascochyta rabiei
Lineage: Eukaryota; Fungi; Ascomycota; Dothideomycetes; Pleosporales; Didymellaceae
Exons: 2
Coding region: 1-357 (118 amino acids)
Biological process (GO): attachment of spindle microtubules to kinetochore
Cellular component (GO): DASH complex; mitotic spindle
Source: RefSeq, a predicted model, not a curated record